AUGAGACUACGUCAUUUUCUGAAAGUCAAGAACAUAUCGUCUUUCUUAAUAUGGACACAUGACAAAGUUUUUAUUUGCGUCGUCAACACUACCACCACACAAUCGCCUCCCCAAUUCAGUCAUUACCGGCCAGACUCGCACAAUUGUCCACGAACGAUCGACGUUUCACGCGAACUUGUCGAUAUCUAUCUAUCUAUCUAUCUAUCUAUCUAUCUAUCUAUCUAUCUAUCUCUUCAUUAUCUAUCUAUCUAUCUAUCUAUCUAUCUAUCUAUCUAUCUAUCUAUCUAUCUAUCUAUCUCAGUCUGCACCUUUGUAUGUAUGUAUGUAUGUAUGUAUGUAUCUAUCUAUCUAUCUAUCUAUCUAUCUAUCUAUCUAUCUAUCUCAGUCUGCACCGAUGUAUCUAUCUAUCUAUCUAUCUAUCUAUCUAUCUAUCUAUCUAUCUAUCUCAGUCUGCACCUAUGUAUGUAUGUAUGUAUGUAUGUAUGUAUGUAUGUAUGUAUCUAUCUAUCUAUCUCAGUCUGCACUAUCUAUCUAUCUAUCUAUCUAUCUAUCUAUCUAUCUAUCUAUCUCAAUCUCUUCAUUAUCUAUCUAUCUAUCUAUCUAUCUAUCUAUCUAUCUAUCUCAGUCUGCACCUUUAGAUCUAUCUAUCUAUCUAUCUAUCUAUCUAUCUAUCUAUCUAUCUCAGUCUGCACCUAUGUAUGUAUGUAUGUAUGUAUCUAUCUAUCUAUCUAUCUAUCUAUCUAUCACAGUCUGUUCAUAUUCUCUUUCUCUCUGUCUUUCUCACCACCCCUAUCUCCCUCUCUCUCUCUCUCAGUGUUCAUAUUCUCUCUUCCCCUCUCAAUCUAUCUCACCCUGUUCGUAUUCUCUCCCUCUCUUUCUCUCUCUCUUUUUCUCACACUGUUCAUGUUCUCUCUUCUCUCUCUCUCUUCUCAACAUCUCUCAUUCACCCUGUUCAUAUUCUAUAUCUCUCAAUCUGUCUCACUGUUCGUAUUCUAUCUAUCUAUCUAUCUAUCUAUCUAUCUAUCUAUCUAUCUAUCUAUCUAUCCCAUUCUUUUAAUAUCUAUCUAUCUAUCUAUCUAUCUAUCUAUCUAUCUAUCUAUCUAUCUCAUUCUUUUCAUAUCUAUCCAUCUAUCUCAUUCUUGUCAUAUCUAUCUAUCUAUCUAUCUAUCUAUCUAUCUAUCUAUCUAUCUAUCUAUCUAUCUCAUUCUUUUUAAUAUCUAUCUAUCUAUCUAUCUAUCUAUCUAUCUAUCUAUCUAUCUAUCUAUCAACGUAUGUGAUGUGCUUGGAACCGGAUUUCUGUUGCAUAUCUAUCUAUCUAUCUAUCUAUCUAUCUAUCUAUCUAUCGCAGUCUGUUUUUAUCUAUCUAUCUAUCUAUCUCAGUCUGUUUCUAUCUAUCUAUCUAUCUAUCUAUCUAUCUAUCUAUCUAUCUAUCUAUCUAUCUAUCGCAGUCUGUUUUUAUCUAUCUAUCUAUCUAUCUAUCUAUCUAUCUAUCUAUCUAUCUCUAAAGGUCAUUCUUUCUUUCUUUCUUUCUUUCUUCUUUCCUUCCUUCCUUUCAUUUUUUCUUUUUCUCUCUUUCUUUCUUUCUUUCUUCUUUCUUUCUUCUUCAUGACUCAUCAAUAUUCUUUCUUUCUUUCUUUCUUUCUUAUUGACUUAGCAAGAUGCUUUCUUUCGUUUUUCCUUUCUUUCUUAUUAACAAUAUUCUUUUUCUUUCUUUAUUUUCUUUCUUUCUUUCUUUCUUUCUUUCUUUCUUUCUUUCUUUCUUCAUUAGUUUUAACAAAUUUCUUUCUCUUCUUGUCUUAG
Molecule: messenger RNA, 1800 nt
Organism: Acanthosepion pharaonis
Lineage: Eukaryota; Metazoa; Mollusca; Cephalopoda; Sepiida; Sepiidae
Source: the annotation of a GenBank genome assembly